Molecule: messenger RNA, 2404 nt
Organism: Sceloporus undulatus (fence lizard)
Lineage: Eukaryota; Metazoa; Chordata; Lepidosauria; Squamata; Phrynosomatidae
Product: putative RNA-binding protein Luc7-like 2
Exons: 11
Coding region: 378-1577 (399 amino acids)
Biological process (GO): mRNA splice site recognition
Cellular component (GO): U2-type prespliceosome; U1 snRNP
Molecular function (GO): mRNA binding
Source: RefSeq, a predicted model, not a curated record
GGCGUGCGCAUGCGCGCGAGCGGGUGUCCGUUAGUGAAAAACGCAGCGCUUGCGCGCGCGCCUCUCUCUCCCUGAUAGUGGAAGGAGGCGAGUGGCUGUUUGGGGACGGCGGCGGCAGCGGACACGAGGCGGUGGUUUUUUGGGCGACGACGGAAGCCGAGGGCGCCCUUGAAAGCGAGGAACGAGAGAGGAAAGAGGGGACUCCGGCGUUUGAGAGGAAAGCGGCCUCGGCGUCGGUUCGCCCUCUUCUAGGCCGCGGUGGGCGGGGCUUCCUCGGAGUCGGCCUCAGCGCUUCCUCCCAGGAUGUCGGCCCAGGCCCAGAUGCGCGCCAUGCUGGACCAGCUGAUGGGCACCUCCCGGGACGGUUCAAUGUAUCUAUGCCUGCCUGCUUCAUUCUGCAAGGGAGUGUCAGAAAGGCCCCGCAUUCGCCGAGCCGGGAUACUACUCGUCAGCGAAUCAAAUUCAGUGAUGACAGAGUGUGCAAAAGUCAUCUUCUCAACUGCUGUCCUCAUGAUGUCCUCUCUGGAACCAGGAUGGACCUUGGAGAAUGUCUGAAGGUGCAUGAUUUGGCAUUAAGAGCAGAUUAUGAAAUAGCAUCAAAAGAACAAGACUUCUUUUUUGAGCUUGAUGCAAUGGAUCAUCUUCAGUCAUUCAUUGCUGACUGCGACAGAAGAACUGAAGUGGCAAAGAAAAGACUGGCAGAAACACAAGAAGAGAUUAGUGCUGAAGUUGCAGCCAAGGCUGAACGAGUCCAUGAAUUGAAUGAGGAAAUUGGAAAGCUGCUUGCCAAAGUAGAACAACUUGGAGCUGAUGGAAAUGUGGAAGAAUCACAGAAAGUAAUGGAUGAAGUGGAGAAAGCAAGGGCAAAGAAGAGAGAAGCAGAGGAGGUAUACAGGAAUUCUAUGCCUGCCUCCAGUUUCCAGCAGCAAAAACUUCGAGUGUGUGAAGUGUGCUCAGCUUAUCUUGGUCUCCACGACAAUGACAGGCGACUUGCUGAUCAUUUUGGAGGAAAAUUGCACUUGGGAUUUAUUGAAAUAAGAGAGAAGCUUGAAGAACUCAGGAGAAUUGUGGCUGAUAAGCAGGAAAAACGAAAUCAGGAACGUCUAAAGCGAAGAGAAGAAAGGGAGAGAGAAGAAAGGGAGAAGCUAAGAAGAUCUCGAUCCCAUAGCAAGAAUCCAAAAAGAUCUAGAUCCCGAGAUCGGCGCAGACAUCGAUCUCGUUCCUCCUCACGUGAACGGAAGAAAAGAACUCGCUCCAGGUCUCGUGAGAAACGUCACCGCCAUAGGUCUCGCUCCACCAGUCGCAGUAGGAGUCGCAGCCACCAGAGGAGCAGGCAUAGUUCCAGGGACAGGAGCAGAGAACGCAGUUCUAAAAAGAGGUCCUCAAAAGAAAGAUCUUCCAGAGAACAAGAACGAUCAAGAGACCGCAACAGGACAUCACGUGACAAAGAAAGGAGCCCCAAAGAAAAGUCACCUAGAGACCGAGACUGCAAAGAUAGGAAGCGUUCCUAUGAAAGCGCUAAUGGCCGAUCAGAAGACAGAAGAAGCUCAGAGGAGCGUGAAGCAGGGGAAAUAUAACUGGCUGUACAUUCACUUGAUCCUUUAGCUUCCUAUGGAGUUGCAUACUGUGGUUUAGUUUACAGUUAUUCAAAGGGACACCAUUGAGCAGUUCCACACACUGAUCCAACUAGGGUAGAUGUACAGUGUAUAAAAAUGGUUAUAAUGAAGUCUGAAUUGACCCCCUCCAAUUGAAGACAACUAAAGCAGUGCCCUUCUGUUUCCUCCUCUCCAAUAAACUUGUAAAACAUAUUUUCAAAGAAUUCUCUUCAAAAAAAAGAAAAGAAAAAAACAAUUUUAUGUACCAAGAUGUAGAUCUCAGUGUUUUAUUCUCUUUUUUCAAUACAAGUUAUAGUGAACAAACUAUAUUGUGCUCUUUACCUUGGAUGCUUUCAGACCUUUAUAAACUCCUCUAAUUUUGCUCCUGUCCUAACAGCAACACUGAGUCGUUUUUAAGAGGGUGGGUGGGAGGGUCCCAAGCUUUUAUUAUCCCUGUAAGAUUGUGUUCUCAGUUGCUUCUUGAGAGCCCAAGAUAUUUGGCAGUAUGUUUAGAUUGGGGACAUGUGCUGAAGAACAUGGAAACAUGCUUUUUUUUUAACAGUGCCUAUUUAGACUUGGAAAUUGAAAAGCUAUAGCAUUUCAUCUUUCUUUUUUUUUUAAAUUUCUAUUGAAACUUUGAAAUCAAAGCCAGCCCCACAUCUCUGUACCAUUUGAUUGGUAUGUGUUCAGUAUACUUGGGUUUUUUCCCCCCAUAAGACUUCUACUGCUUUUUCUUGUGGGGUGUUAACUGCACAUCCUUAACUGUAAAACAACAGCAACCUAUAAUAAUAAAAAAAUUUAAAAAGUAA